UCAUGUUAGAUAUUGGGAGUAAAAUAAUUGGUGUUCGAGAACUAAAUGAAAAAUUAUACUCUUCAUGAUGGUUACCUUGUAAAAUACUUCUAGAGAUAUUCGUGGCGGGGCGCAACUAAAAUACGAGCAGGCGCAGAGCUAAUAACCUCUUUCUUUUCCUACUAGCUUUGCUGAACACUGUGUCACAAUGGCAAAAGUAAGAUGUGCCGACCUUCGCAAGAAGGACAAAAAAGAGCUCCUGAAGGGAGUUGCUGAGCUCCAGACAGAGCUGAUGAACUUGAGGGUAGCUAAAGUUACUGGAGGAGCUGCCAGCAAAGUAGCCAGAAUCCGUGAUGUAAGGAAGGCUAUCGCUCGCACAUAUAUUGUUAUGAAUCAGAAGCAGAAGGAGAACCUUCGCUUAUUAUUCAAAAACAAGAAGUACAAGCCUCUUGACUUGAGACCAAAGAAGACCCGUGCUAUCCGCAGGCAGUUGACCCCUCAUCAAGCCAGCCGCAAAACAAUGAAAGAGAUUCGCAAAAACUCUGCUUUCCCAAAAAGAAACUACGCUUUGAAAAUCUAACUUGAAUAAAUUUUUAAGUUAAUAUUUUCAUAA
Molecule: messenger RNA, 592 nt
Organism: Trichogramma pretiosum
Lineage: Eukaryota; Metazoa; Arthropoda; Insecta; Hymenoptera; Trichogrammatidae
Product: 60S ribosomal protein L35-like
Exons: 4
Coding region: 188-559 (123 amino acids)
Biological process (GO): translation; maturation of LSU-rRNA from tricistronic rRNA transcript (SSU-rRNA, 5.8S rRNA, LSU-rRNA)
Cellular component (GO): ribosome; cytosolic large ribosomal subunit
Molecular function (GO): structural constituent of ribosome; mRNA binding
Source: RefSeq, a predicted model, not a curated record